Culex pipiens pallens (northern house mosquito) is the source of this 4206-nucleotide messenger RNA. RefSeq names its product 60S ribosomal protein L13a (gene RpL13A). Gene Ontology annotation, cellular component: ribosome; cytosolic large ribosomal subunit. NCBI's taxonomy places the organism in Eukaryota, Metazoa, Arthropoda, Insecta, Diptera, Culicidae. Gene Ontology annotation, molecular function: structural constituent of ribosome; mRNA binding. Gene Ontology annotation, biological process: negative regulation of translation; translation. The record is from RefSeq and is a predicted model, not a curated record. The coding region runs from base 138 to 560 and encodes 140 amino acids. The transcript is spliced from 2 exons.
ACAGAAAAAUGUGUAAUGCUGAUUCUCAAUAUACUUAGGAUAUAGAUUGCAAGCAAAUUACAAGCGAGCGGAGAAAAAUAAGAAAAAGAUAAAGAGGCCAACAACUCAUAAUUUCUUUUCUGUUGUAACCUGCGAAGAUGACGGACUUGUCGAAAAAAGCGAUUCUGAUCGACGGACGCGGACAUCUUCUCGGCCGCCUAGCGUCUGUGAUUGCAAAGCAGAUUCUGAAUGGGCGCAAUGUUGUGGUUGUGAGGUGCGAGGAUUUGCAGCUGUCCGGUCACUUCUUCAGGAACAAAAUUAAGUUUCUUGCGUAUCUGCGUAAACGAUGCAAUGUGAACCCGGCCCGUGGCCCGUUCCAUUUCCGCGCACCAAGCCGAAUGCUGUGGAAGGCGGUUCGUGGCAUGGUUCCCCACAAAACAAAACGAGGCCACAACGCAUUGAAACAAUUGAAAGUGUACGAAGGCAUUCCGCCACCGUACGACCGACAGAAGCGUCUCUGUGUGCCGAUUGCAAUGAGACAACUUUGUCUUCGUCCCGACAGAAAGGUAAGACAUUUUUAAAUGACUAAUAAGCGGAAAAAAAUUGGUUUGAAGUUACGAUGAUUGAAACGUUUUUUUAUAUAUAUAGUUUCAUUUUUGUAAGCAAGGUUAUGUGAAAUGUUUAGCAAAAAAGGUUAUCCAGUGAUUUUCAACUGACAUAAGUGGAGAUUAGAUAAAGGACAUUAACAAUAAAAAUAGUAAUUUUAUUUGGCAACGUUCUCCUGUUAGUUGGACUUUUUAUUAUGCUUGAGGUACAUAGGUAUAUUCCCCCUAAAUUGUUUGGGAACAUGUAAAUAAUUCAUCAACAAUAUCUAAUUACCCUUUUAAAAGUGAGUUUUUUCGGACCCGAAUUAAGUGGUCCUUAACGCAAAUAAAUAAAAAGUGAGUUUAAUUGAAUUGAACGAAAUGAACUUUACAGGUUUCUAUGUAUGUAGUUAUCUCUAUCGAGAAAUUAAAAGUGAGAGUGUGUGCAACAUGGAGUUAAACUUUCUGUGAAGUUGCUGUGAAGGUUACCAUGGCACUUUGAAAAGUUUAACUCCAUGUUGCACGCACACACUCUCACAUUUAAUUGCUCGAUUGUUUCUUUAAGUAUUAAUUCUAGAUUAAAUUUUCUAAAUAGUAAUAGUAAUAGUAAUUUUAUUUGGCAACGAUAUCAUGUUAGACUUUUUAUCAGGGCAAGGAUGGACCUAUCCCUCAUGGGUUUCCUAUGCAGAUAGGGCCUUUUGAAAAUUUAAUCGAGAAUUGAUAUUGCUGCAGUUGAUUUUAUUGGGAGCACUUACUUUCUUGACCUGAUAAAAAGUUGUAAACUAACAGGUUAUCGUUAUAAAUAUACGCACAAAUUACAAUCACAAAUUAUGGGUCAAAAAGUUAAUUACUAAAACCAGUAUUACAGCACUAGUAAUAUGCUAACAAACAAUAUGUAUCUUAAAAAAAAUAUUUUAAAAUGUUCAAAGCCGCCAUUACAGUAUCAAAAACAAACUAGACAAUACACGCACCUUUUUGGUGCUUGACAGUUUGCCUGCUCCGCCAUAUUGUUUGCGGAAAAGUUUGUUAACAAACAGUUUGCGAGUUUGGCAAACUAGUUUGCAGGCAAACAAACAGUUUGUUCAAAAUUUCAUACUGUACAUUUUUGGUUGACCUUCAAUAAAUAAAAAAAAAACAUUAAAUCUCGAUUAAAUUUUCAAAAGGCCCUAUCUGCAUAGGAAACCCAUGAGGGAUAGGUUGUUUUGAAAAUUUAAUCUAGAAAUAUUCUAGAGCCGUGUUUUUGGUAAAAAUAUUAAUUCAGGGUGGCCACCAGAUUUCGAUUUUUAAUUUCCCGGUUUUCUUCCGAGAUCAGAAGGAAUAUUCCGGAAUGUUUUUAAAUCAAAUUACAAUGUUGUUAGGCUAACGUUAGUAUCAUCAUACUUUUUGAACUCAUACAUUUGAAUUCCUCAAGAAAGCUUUCAAAUAUCAUGAGUACAUAGCAAGUAAGUUGAGCAGUUCUCUCAGAUUUCGGUCAUUCGAUUUUUUUUUGUAUUUUUUAAUCCGGCUGAAACUUUUUUGGUGCCUUCGGUAUGCCCAAAGAUGCCAUUUUGCAUUAUUAGUUUAUCCAUAUAAUUUUCAAUACAAAUUUGGCAGCUGUCCAUACAAAAAUUAUGUAUGAAAAUUCAAAAUCUAUAUCUUUCGAAUGAAUUUUUUGAUCGAUUUGGUGUCUUCGGCAAAGUUGUAGGUAUGGAUACGGACUACACUGGAAAAAAUGUUACACGUUAAAAAAAGAUUGGUGAUUUUUUAUUUAACUUUUUGUCACUAAAACUUGAUUUGCAAAAAAACACAAUUUUUUUUCGUUUUUUGAUAUGUUUUAGAGCAGCGAUUCGGGCCUACUUGAUUUACAUGGCAGGGGGUACCAGCCUAGAAGAAGGUUGAGAAUCGCUGUUUUAGAGGACAUCAAAUGCCAACUUUUCAGAAAUUUCCAGGUUGUGCAAAAAAUCUUUAACCGAGUUAUGAAUACUGAUUUUUUCAAAAAAUCGAAAUAUUGGUCGCAACAUUUUUGCAACUUCAUUUUUCGAUAAAAUCAAAUUUGCAAUCAAAAAGUACUUUAGGCGUCAUCCAUAAAGUAUGUCACGCUCUAGGGGGGGAGGGGCAAGUGUGACAUUGCAUGUUAUAAGUACAGGAAAAGCGUGACAAAGGGGGGAGGGGGGUAAAAUUUGGCUGAUUUUUGCGUGACGUACUUUAUGGAUGAAGCCUUAGUGAAAUUUUGAAAAAUUGCCCCGUUUUCAAGUUAUAGCCAUCUUUAGGUGACUUUUUUUUUUAAAUAGUCGCAGUUUUUCAAUUUUUAAAAUUAGUGCACAUCUUUGCCCACUUCUGAAUGAAAUAUUUUCGAAAAGCUGAGCUGAAUUCUCAAUAUUUUGCUUUUUUCAACUUUGUUGAUUCGACCCUUAGUUGCCGAGAUAUUGCCAUGCAAUGGUUUGAAAACAGGAAAAUUCACUUUUUGAUUGCAUUUUUUUUAUAUUAUUGAGACUUCACACCAUUGUGCAUUCAUCUCUUCAAAGUGGAUAGCGAAAGAGGAAAGAUUACAGAGUCUAGAAUCACUUGUCUGGCUAUAUUUCAAUAAUUGUUACCAUGCCUUUUUUCUAACGAUUUCUGACUAUGUUUCAAAUAUUUAGCAGAAUAUUUAGAGAGUGAAUUAUCAAGUUCUUCAAGUUUAUCUUUGUCCUCUUCUACCAGGGAUUUAGAAGUUAUCUCACAACACUUUUUCUUAUAAUAUUUUGCUUUUAUGACAUCUUCGUCUUCUUCAUCUGUUUCUUCUGCAGCCAUCUCUCUUCGUUUUGUUCUUAAUUCGUCAUCCGCGUCCAAAUAUGCCUGUAAGCGCUUCCGUGUUUUGCGAGUGUGCUUAGAAAGCACGGUCUCGAAUCCAUCGUUGUCUUCUUCGUCGAUUUCACUUGUUUGCAUUGCAUAUAGGUCAGGUUCACUGUUGUUGCUUUUACUGCUGCUGCUGCUUGGCUCAGGUUCAAUCGGUGGUGUACUGCUUUUUUGGUUCACCUUUUUACUCGAAUCUGCACAUUUUUUGAUCUUUGCUUUGAGUUUGCAAAGCGUUUUUUUUUUGCCUAUAAUCGUCACUGCUGCAGCAGCAUUGUUUACAGUGAUUGAUUUCGGCGUUGGCUAUUUCAGCAACAUCCGCAGGGUCCGAACUCCAUUUGGGAUCCCUGGGAAAAAGUUAAUCCAGCGAUAAAAUUUGCAAAUUACGGGUGGUCGUCUUAUCUUACCCCCGGAGGAAGUGGCCGUCUUGCCCUCAAAUAACUUUUUUUUUUUUUUGAAACAUUUUUUUUAAACUAUUCCGAUGUAGGGAAAACUUUCAAAAAAAUUAACAUGAAAAAUAUUUGAAGACAGGAAAACCCUGGAGAGGAGCCACACGUUGCCGUCGUUUCAGGGCUAUUUGCCAAGAUGGUUUCCGAUGUUGAUAUACAUCACACAUUUUUUUUUAUACUUAUACAGGGGAAAUAUGCCCGUUUUAAUCACUCUAAGCCGUUCGACCAAUUCUCAUCACUUUUGCCGUUUUCUGCUAUUAAAUCAACAUUUUCAGAUGUAUCAACAAUGGAUAGUUGCUUGCUCACUUUUGUUUGAGCUACUUAUUACUCUGGAACAGUCAAAAACACUUUUAAAAAGCUGUAAUUCAUGAUCAAAGUGCUGA